Cuscuta campestris is the source of this 1733-nucleotide messenger RNA. The record is from the annotation of a GenBank genome assembly. Lineage: Eukaryota; Viridiplantae; Streptophyta; Magnoliopsida; Solanales; Convolvulaceae.
AGCUAAAUCAAGCUAGUAAUACACACCCAAUUCUCGAAUUCUCGUUCUUAAUUUUGUUCUUACGAUCCGCUCUGUAGACCGGAUCAUUUGGUGGAUUUAUUGUCCAUCAAAUUGGUGCUUUCAUUGAGAGCUCGAGAAUCAUACUCAGAAGAAAUCCUCCACAACGACGAUGGUGCAAACACGUAGCAACGCCAACGUAGGUACCGGAGUUCCCCAACAGAGGGAGAACAGCGCCACCGGAGGCCGGCACCCCCCCAUCACCAUCGGGGAGGCUGAGGCCCUCAUUCAGAGGGUUGGGAUCACGGCCGAACAAUUCAAGGAGGUGCUGGCCGCACUUGCGCCCAACCGCGAGGUUGUGGUAGGAGAUGUGGCUGGGGGACCCACAGGCGGGAAGGCUGGACCUGCAGGCUCCCAAGGAAAAAAGAAAAAAGCGAGGCGGUCCCAGAAGAAUAAGGCGACCAAGCCUAAUGGGAAGGCUAUGUUGGCAGAUGCGCUUUCCAGGCUGGAAGAAGAGGACGAGUCGUCCUCCAUCGAGCGGAUGUCUGCUUUUGACCGUUUGGGAGACCCCAAGUCAAAGAAACCUCGGACCUCUGCGUUCGAACGGUUGCAGGACACUCGGUCGGCCCGAAAAGGCGACUUGAGAGACACGCUCAAGGAGAAGAGAGGGGAGUCCACAGCGACCUCCAAGGUCGGUUCUGAGGAGCGACGGACGACAGUCGGGGAUAAGGGCGCAACCGAGCUGUGGAAAAUGUACGAACAAUUGGAGAAACGGCUGGAUGCCAGAACCCCUAUCGCCAGGCGGUCUUCAGUGAGCCGGAGACAAAAGCUCCCCUUCUCGCAUUUGCUCAAUGUGAAGAUCUGGAAGGGGGAACAGCUCCGGGAGUUCAUUAAUAGGUGGGAGAAGGAGGCUAGGGAUGUCCAAGGGGCGGACGACCAAGCCCUGAUCGCCAUGCUCCAAGCUGCACUCCCCCAAGGGGAUGUGCGGAAGGAGCUGCGACGGAAUCCUCUCUCGACCUAUCAAGAGAUGUUGGCCAAGGCGAAGUACCUGGUGCUGGAAGAGGAAGAUGAUGAGCCACCAGUCCGGAAGGAGAAGAAAAGCGGGCCACCGGUGGCAGAAGGAAAGAAAAGGAAGGAUUAUGGUAAGGGGCCGAACCCCACCGGGUAUCAUGCGAACAGGCAUCCUGUUCACGCGGUACAGUCGUUGCCGGCCCCUCCUCAUGGUCGGGAAAGCUAUGGUGUGCAAGAUGCACCCAAAUACAACGAGUACCACCGUAACAGCACCCAUAACACGUCGGAGUGCGUUACGUUGAAGAAGGAGAUGGAUCAGCUGAUCGCUAGAGGGCCACCUCCUCGGUCGGAGCGACCGUCCUCAAGUAACCGGACCUGGAGGAGGCCGCCAGCCCCCACAGCAGCGAUCACAGCAGGAGAGGGGCAAGAAGAUGGACGGCGGCACCUAGGGCGAGAUUUGAUGACCUAGAUGAGGAGGAGAGGCAAGGUCGCCGACACCUGGGGUGUCGGUUCAUCAUGGGAGGAAACACUGGAGGAGAUUCGGUAUCCUCCCGGAAGAAGUGGAAGAACAUGGUGUACCUGGCCGAGGUACAAAGGCUGCCGCUGCAUAAGAGAAAGAAGAAGGAACCUCUGAUCUUUACAGACGAGGAUUAUCCCCUAGUCCUCAGCCCUCACAGGGACGCUCUGGUGAUAAGAGUGGAGAUCAAUAAUGUGGUUGUUCACCG